This is a messenger RNA of Scomber japonicus (chub mackerel), 1643 nucleotides long. RefSeq names its product zinc finger protein Pegasus-like. Lineage: Eukaryota; Metazoa; Chordata; Actinopteri; Scombriformes; Scombridae. Gene Ontology annotation, molecular function: DNA-binding transcription factor activity; RNA polymerase II cis-regulatory region sequence-specific DNA binding. The record is from RefSeq and is a predicted model, not a curated record. Gene Ontology annotation, biological process: regulation of transcription by RNA polymerase II. The coding region runs from base 120 to 1376 and encodes 418 amino acids. The transcript is spliced from 4 exons.
CGUUUACCUGGUAACGGUUGUGGCCGUAUAAUUUACCCCAAAGGCCCCUUUUUCACACUUCUCUCGGCUUAGCAGUAAUGUUAUUCAAAAGCUGAAAGGUACAUCACUGAAUAAGAAGAAUGGAAGAGAUUAAGACCGAACCUGUGGAUUUUGUGAAGGAAUUCCAAGAAUACCUGACACAGCAAACCCAGCAUGUCAACAUGAUCUCUGGCUCGGUUUGUGGAGAAAAAGAGACAGCGGAGCCGUUUCCAGCCGUUGCCCCGAGGAGUGAGCAGAAUGGUCUGGGCCCUCCGUCUGUGGAGGUGAGCCUGUCAGUGGAGGAUGGCUCAGAUGUACAGAUGGACGGUCUGGAGAGGACCUGCGAUGGAAAGUACAAGUGCAGCUACUGUAGCUAUGCCAACAAGGGCAUGGCUCGUUUAAUAGAGCACAUCAGGAUCCACACAGGAGAAAAGCCUCACCGCUGUCAGCUGUGCCCAUUUGCUUCAGCGUAUGAGCGCCACUUGGAAGCCCACAUGCGCUCACACACAGGAGAGAAGCCGUACAAGUGUGACCUCUGCACCUUUCGCUGUAGCGAUCGCAGCAACCUGUCCCACCACCGCCGCCGCCGGCACAAGCUUGUGCCUGCAAGGGUCGUACGCUCUCCCUUCUCCAACAAGAGAAUGUUGACUGCCCUGCAGAAGAGGACGGGCUCGCUCGGCUUCAGUAGGCGACUACUCAUCAAUUUCAGCCCUUCCUCUGUGAUGAUGCCAAAGUCAGAUUACCUGAAUGACAUGUCUCACAAGCCCCACCACCAUUUGAACAGCAGUGAGUACAAGAAUCUUCCCCAGGGGGAUGAGAACGAUAGUUGUGACAGAGGUGCUAAUGGUUUGACGUUUAAUAACCCAUUGGACCAGCUGUCUACACUUGCUGGCCAGUUGGCAGAUCUUCACCCUGAGUCAGAGACUCCUGCAUCCCCAGACAGGGAGUCCUUAAAGGACGAGAAGCCCAUCAUCAUACAGCAGGUCUCUGGUACACCGGUUGCAUUGUGUUCAAAUGGAAUGCAGACUUCCCCACCUACAAAAGAGUCUCCCAUCUCAGGCCACAGGUCCUGCAGUCCCGAGCCUGGCUUCGGCUUUGAGAACAGCGAGAAUGCUCCUACUGCGAGUUUUAGCAACAGCCAGCCGAGCACUCCCACCAAUGUCCUGACCACACCAGACAAACAUCUCUUGCAUAAAUGCCUGCACUGUGAAAUUCAUUUUUCUGACAAUAUUCUCUAUACUAUUCACAUGGGUUGCCAUGGCUACGAACAUCCAUUCAGAUGCAACAUCUGCGGUUACAUGUGCAUAGACAAAUAUGACUUUGCAUGUCAUUUUGCUCGAGGGCAACAUAAAAAGUGAUCUUUUUCCACAAAGCUGCAUGUGCAGUCUUUGAUCCUUGUGUUUUCAGUACAUGUACAGCAUUGAUAGUUAACAGUGAUUCACAUCAGUUUUUAUGUAAAAUGUUCUAUUACUUUUUUGUUUUUCACUUAACUGCACUAUAUUGUUUCCUUAUUGCAGUUCCAUGCGACUCAUAACUUAACAACUCAUAAUGCAUAGAAACAUCUUGUAAUACAGCUUCUCUGCAGUAGAAAAACACAGGGCAUAGUUUGCAGCAUAGCCAGUGUU